CAUGCAUACAAUGUAGUACAUGCAUGUAACACAGUGAAAUUUUCUAUCAGGGCGUCAAACAAUUUUAUUGCAAAUAAAAUUGUUAAUCUUUAUGGUACGAUGCUGUUGAAAGAAAUUAUUUCAGAAUAAUAUAGUCUACGAAUACAUACAAUAUUUACAAUGGUUGUUGUAAAGUUGGAAGAGAACAUUGAAUGUAAUUCAUUGAUAUCAUUGCUUGUCGUGCCGAUUUAUUAGCGUUACCUUAUAUGUUGCUGAUCGAGUGAAAGAACUUAUAGUUUUAUAGAAUUAAACUUGUUUUACUAUUAACUGCGAUAAAGUGAUACGGUAACCAAUGCUAACCAGUUUAAUUGGGAUUGCGUUUUUUCAAAGUUAACGCAUCGAUAUGUGGCUGUAGAAAAUAAUGAGAAAAGCUUUAAAAAAGAAAAAAUUCUCGAUGAAAUUACUUUAUAACAAAGAUUUAUUUUUUCCCUGAUGCUUUAAUAAAUAUCAUUUACGAAAGCACUAACAAGCGUUAACAGUUUUUCGCUUGUCAACUUAUCAGGAACACCUGUGAAAACCUGUGUAUUGGAGGUAGUGCAACGGAUCAUGAAUUUCAAGAUUUUUGCCUAAAAGAUCUUUGGAUAUUUCCUGUAUUAAAUAAUAACCAUUUCAUUUGUAACAUACAAAACAAAUAUCCUAACACACAGUCCUGUAAAACUGUAUCUGUGGUUGAUUAUUGUAAAUGAACUUGAAUUAUAAAUAUUUUACUAUUUUUAUAUUAUAAAUAACAAAUAAAUACAAUUACAGUUUAAUUAAUUUUAUAAAAAGAAAUUUUUAUUUUAUAUUUCAUGCCCGAAAGGAUUGAUAUGCAAAGCAUUUAAAUAUAUUUGGUAGUUAAUGAGUUCAUUUUGCUUCUUUUAUGUAAACUAUUUUCAGAAUACCUCGUUCUAUAUUAUUCUGGCACAUAGUAGACAUGAACUUGCUUAUAUAACUGACGUUAGAUUGCUGACCUGAUGAAUUUAUUUUCAAUGACAUCUUCUGAAUGUGGUCAGCAUAGCAGAGAGGCGGUGUCGGGAAGGUGGUUGACACGCCUUCAAAUCUUUGAGAUGAUUGAAAGCGUAUCUCGUAGAGCGUUGAGUGGCUCCAGUGGGAGCUACCACGUUCGUGGUGCUGAAUUAGCAAGAAAUCGUAGGCUAAAAUCUUUAUCAGCAACUGUUGUAUUCCUUGAUGAUACUCAACACACAUUUCAAUUAGAUAAAAGAGCAAAGGGUCAAGCACUAUUGGAUUUGGUAUUUCAACACUUGGAACUUGUUGAGAAAGAUUAUUUUGGUUUGCAAUAUGCUGAAAAUGGAGCUACAACCUGUACAUAUUCACCCGAUGUAAUGAGGUGGCUAGAUCCUAGUAAGCCAGUUAAGAAGCAGAUAAGAAGUAAGGGCGGACAAUUUUAUUUUAGAGUGAAGUUUUAUGUAUCUGACCCUAGUAAAUUACAAGAAGAAUAUACUAGAUAUCAAUUUUACUUACAAAUACGAAGAGACAUUCUUCAAGGAAAACUUCAGUUACCACCGAGUACAGCGUGUCUUAUUGCCAGUUAUACUGUUCAAUCUGAGUUAGGCGAUUAUCAUCCAGAAGAACAUGGUCCAGGAUAUCUUUCGAGGUUACAGUUAAUACCAGGACAGACUGAGGAAAUGGAAAAAAAAAUUUCUGAAUUACAUAAACUUCAUAAGGGUCAAUUACCAGCAGAUGCAGAAUUCAAUUUUUUAGAUCAUGCAAAGAGAUUAGAUAUGUAUGGGGUAGAAUUACAUAAAGCUAGAGAUUCAACGAAUAAAGAAAUACAAUUAGGUGUAACAUCUAUAGGCUUAGUAGUAUUUCAAAACGGAAUAAAAAUCAAUGUAUUUUCAUGGUCAAAAAUAGUUAAAAUUUCGUUCAAACGGAAACAAUUUUUUAUUCAACUCAGAAGAGAACAGUCAGAAAAUUACGAUACAUUACUUGGUUUUAACAUGCAAACAUAUCGAAGUUCAAAAAAUUUAUGGAAAGCAUGUGUCGAGCAUCACACAUUUUUUAGACUUCACAGUCCUAAAACGAGGCCAAGGCGUUUUCCACUUACCUUAAGUAGUAGAUUUACUUAUUCAGGGCGUACUGAAUUCCAAACAGUUGAAGAUGGAAAGCAUAGAGCCAGGGUGGAAAGAACGUUUAUUAGAUCUCCUAGCAAAAGAUUAGUACAUGGGGUAACAUCAGCUUCGAUUAUUGAAGAAAAAGGAAAAUUAUCUAUACCCCCUGGAAGACCUCCUAGGCCGUAUGAUAAUAAAGUUCAAUCUCUUGGUGCUCGUGAACCUCGUCAAGCCUGGGGUGAAGGGAAUCCUAGUGACGAUGAAGGCGGCUUUCUGUCUCUUCGAGAAGAAAUAACAGGCUCGCAUACCCAGGGAAAUGCAUUUUCACCUGUAUUAGGAUCUAGAGUUUUAAGUUAUGUGGACGAUGAUACAACGGCCGAAAGAAAUAUUUAUGAUCUUCCUGAUUAUAGUGAACCUACAAGUUCACCUGCUCCCCAGAUAGUGGAAGAUGGAUUAGUAACGAUAUCUUUAACGCCAGAUGAACAGGGUCGAUUUGGGUUUAACGUAAAAGGUGGUUUAGAUCUUGACAUGCCUAUUUUAGUAUCCAGAGUAGCGCCGAAUACACCUGCCGAUCGUUGUUAUCCAAAAUUAAAUGAAGGAGAUCAGGUAGUAUACAUAAAUGGGAUCGAUGUGAAUGGAUUGUUACACGAACAUGUAGUGAAUUUAAUUCGUCAGUCUCGUGAUUCGGGCUCAGGUGAAUUGACAUUAACAGUUAGGCCAAAUGCUUUGUACAAUGCUUUAGCGGGUACUGAUGAAACGUCCGAAGAAGAACCUCCAUAUAGAUACGUUCCUGAUGCACCUCACGCAGCUAUUGGAUCAGAUGCAUUAGCACAAUCAAUGUUACUCCUUGCUGAUGGUCUAGCAAGUGGUGCCUUAAUUGCGCAAUACGAGCAGUUGUACAGAAAGAAUCCUGAGCUUACAUCUCUUGAAUCCAAGAAGCCUGAAAAUCAGAGCAAAAAUCGUUACCGAGAUAUCUCACCAUACGAUGUUACUCGAGUGAUACUCAUGGGCUCUGCGAGCGGAGAUUACAUUAAUGCUAACUAUGUGAAUAUGGAAAUACCAGGAUCGGGUAUUAUCAAUAGAUACAUUGCUACCCAAGGACCAUUGUCUUCGACAGUAGCUGAUUUUUGGCAGAUGGUUUUAGAAGCAGGCAGCACUCUCGUUGUAAUGCUUACAACUUUAGUUGAUCGUGGCCGAGCAAAAUGUCAUCAGUAUUGGCCUGCGCUCAACGAAACUCUAACACUGCGGAAUCUUACGCUUACAUCCACGGCUGAAAAUGUUGAAGACACUUUUAUAUUUCGAGAAUUCAUACUUCGUGAUAUUAAUACUGGAGAGGAAAGAGACAUAACGCAUAUGCAAUACUGCAGCUGGCCAGAUCAUGGCGUUCCUAGCGAUUGGCGACAAUUUACGACGUUUACUGAAAGAGUACGGGCAGCUCGAACAGGAAUGGUAGAACCUGCUGUUGUUCAUUGUUCCGCUGGAAUAGGUAGAACAGGUGUUUUAGUGUUAAUGGAAACAGCACUGUGUCUUAUCGAAGCAAAUCAACCAGUAUAUCCACUAGACAUUGUGCGAUCUAUGAGAGAUCAAAGAGCAAUGAUGAUACAAAAUGCUAGUCAGUAUAGAUUCGUAUGUGAAGCAGUUCACAAAGCUUACAGCGAAGGAAUAGCUAAACCACUUCCAGAAUUUAGCAGGUGAAAAUAACACAAGGUUGAAAAGCAUUGUAUUUACCAUUUUUCUUACAUUUUGCUAAAAGCAUCACAUCAUUAGAAAAUAAUUUUAUACUCUGACAAUAAUAUACAUAUAUAUUAUUGAUUAAUAGAAAAGAUAUAUACUA
This is a messenger RNA of Osmia bicornis bicornis, 3921 nucleotides long. RefSeq names its product tyrosine-protein phosphatase non-receptor type 4 (gene Ptpmeg). Lineage: Eukaryota; Metazoa; Arthropoda; Insecta; Hymenoptera; Megachilidae. Bases 993 to 3782 code for a protein of 929 amino acids. Gene Ontology annotation, cellular component: cytoskeleton. The record is from RefSeq and is a predicted model, not a curated record. Gene Ontology annotation, biological process: protein dephosphorylation. Gene Ontology annotation, molecular function: protein binding; protein tyrosine phosphatase activity. The transcript has 18 exons.